Messenger RNA from Lizanozyma spartinae, 1113 nucleotides. RefSeq names its product hydroxymethylbilane synthase (gene HEM3). NCBI's taxonomy places the organism in Eukaryota, Fungi, Ascomycota, Pichiomycetes, Serinales, Debaryomycetaceae. Gene Ontology annotation, biological process: heme biosynthetic process. Gene Ontology annotation, molecular function: hydroxymethylbilane synthase activity. Gene Ontology annotation, cellular component: cytoplasm. The transcript has a single exon. The coding region runs from base 1 to 1113 and encodes 370 amino acids. The record is from RefSeq and is a predicted model, not a curated record.
AUGAACACUGAGAUGACUCGGGAGUACACACUGGGACACAGCAAUAUAGUUCACAUAGGUGGUAGAAAGUCUCGACUUGCGGUUGUCCAAAGUGAGCAUGUGAAGGCUGCUAUUGAAAAGGCUUUACCAGAAAUGCAGUGUGACAUUUUAGCCUUGAGUACUUUAGGUGAUAAGAUUCAAAAUAAACCUUUGUAUUCUUUUGGUGGGAAAGCCUUAUGGACCAAGGAGUUGGAAAUACUAUUACAACCUCAUGAUUUUCCAGAAUAUCCUCAACUUGAUUUGAUUGUACAUUCAUUAAAGGACAUGCCCACAAAUUUACCUGAAGAAUUUGAGUUAGGAUGCAUUACUGAAAGAGAAGAUCCUCGUGAUGCCUUAGUUAUGGCUAAGGGAAGUCCAUAUCGUACUUUGGCUGACUUACCUGUAGGUGCAACUGUGGGAACGUCAUCUGUUAGAAGAUCGGCUCAAUUAAUUAAAAACUAUCCUCACUUGAAAUUUGAAAGUGUUAGAGGAAAUCUUAAUACCCGGUUAGCUAAGCUUGAUGAUCCGGAAUCUGUAUUUAGUUGUUUAAUUUUGGCUGCUGCCGGAUUAAUUCGUAUUGGUUUAGGAGGAAGAAUCACAUCGCUGUUAGAUUGUCCUGAAAUGUAUUAUGCUGUGGGUCAAGGAGCCUUGGGAGUAGAAAUAAAACGUGGUGAUACGAGAAUAAAACAGAUUAUGCGUCAAAUUGAACACCUUCCUACCACAUAUUGUUGUUUGGCAGAGAGAGCAUUGAUGAGAUAUUUAGAAGGUGGAUGUUCAGUACCAAUAGGAGUUAAAAGUGAUUAUAAUGAACAAACUAAAAUGUUAUCUUUGAAAGGGAUAAUUGUUUCUCCUGAUGGUCAACAAUGGAUCGAAGAUGUGGUUGAAGGAGUUAUAAUCACUGAAAAGUCAGAUGCUGAAAAGGUUGGUAUACAAUUGGGUGAUUUAUUGAUUGCUAAGGGUGCAAAAGAGAUAUUACAAGCCAUUGAUUUUGAAAGAAUUAAUAGACCUCCAAUCUCAGCUAUACCCACGCCUACACCAUCCAGAGCAGAGUUCAGACCAUUUGAACUUCAUCAACUGCAAACUGUUGAACAAUAA